UCCAUCUUCCUCCUCAUAAUUGGCGUGGUGGCUCUCACUCUCUGGCUUGUGUACCGCCCCACUCACCCUCAAUUCAGGGUGGUUGGAGCCGCAAUAUACGAGCUCAACAUCUCAUCUCUGCCACUGCUGUCCACAAGGAUGCAAUUUACAAUCCUUACAAGGAACCCCAACAGGCGAGUUGGGAUCUAUUAUGACAGACUCACUGCGUUCGUGUCGUAUAGGAACCAGCAGAUAACGCCGCAGGUGAUGCUGCCUCCCCUGUUCCACGAAAAGCGGAGCACAGUGGCGAUGUCCCCUGUACUAGGAGGUGGGGCGGUGGCAGUGCCGUUGGAGGUGGGAAAUGGGUUGGUCACGGAUGAAGCGAUUGGAGUUGUGGGGUUGAGAGUUGUGUUGUUGGGGAGACUAAGAUGGAAAGCUGGGCCAGUCAAGACUGGGCGUUAUGCGGUAAUUGUGAAAUGUGACGUGUUGGUGGGUCUCAAAAGUGGGGUGGUGGGUCAAGUUCCGUUGCUUGGUUUCCCCGCUUGCCAGGUUGAUAUUUAGGCCAUGUGGUUAUUACUCAUAAUGGAUGUUUCUAAAUGUUGUUUUAUUACUUGGUUCGAUUUAAUAACAUAUAUAGAUGUGAGGAGCAGAAUAAAUUUGUGGCUCUUUCAUUGUUGAAUGUUAGGAAAUGGGGCUUU
Messenger RNA from Cucurbita maxima (winter squash), 677 nucleotides. RefSeq names its product NDR1/HIN1-like protein 1. The coding region runs from base 139 to 540 and encodes 133 amino acids. Gene Ontology annotation, biological process: defense response to other organism. The record is from RefSeq and is a predicted model, not a curated record. The transcript is spliced from 4 exons. Lineage: Eukaryota; Viridiplantae; Streptophyta; Magnoliopsida; Cucurbitales; Cucurbitaceae.